Molecule: messenger RNA, 2355 nt
Organism: Enterobius vermicularis (human pinworm)
Lineage: Eukaryota; Metazoa; Nematoda; Chromadorea; Rhabditida; Oxyuridae
Source: the annotation of a GenBank genome assembly
AUGGAAAAUGAGACUAAUCAGUCUGUUAAGGACGAUAGUAGCGGCCGUAAUGAGUUUUUGUGCCGAAGUCCUGAAGUACUAGUUACAUUUCAAGCAGGUUCGGCAAAUCUUUCAAUGAAUUUUGUUAUUUUGACUUUGACCAUUCGUAGAGUCGAAUGGGUUGAAAUUGUUGAGCCAGAAACGAAACAGCAUAUGUACGCUAACCUGCGAACGGGUGAAUGUGCUUGGGAACCGCCUGCUGGAGUGCACGUAAGACGAGCACAUCCGGAUCAGUGGUGGGAGCUGUUUGAUCCUAAAACGCAGCGUUUUUAUUACUAUAAUGCAACUUCUGGGAAGACAGUUUGGCAGCGUCCUAGUAAUUCCGAUAUUAUACCAUUGGCUAAGUUACAGGUUUACCUUGCCAACGCAUCUUUAAAAGAUAAUACUGAGUCAUCUUCUGACCAUGGAGAUCACUGUGGCACGAACCUUCCUAAAGAAAAGGUAAAAACCACGAAAAAAAAUUCAGAAACCCAGACAUCUCCUAGACAUGGAAGAAGAGGUGUUACACGUGGUUUAAGUGGUGCAGUUUAUGCACAGAACGCUUCUCCUGAUCUUGGACUUGUGUCUGCUUGUCGGGGAGCAUUUCCAAAAACGCCCUGCACCCUUCAAACUGAGCAACCUUCAUCCACACAAUUUUCUCCAUUUGAAACCAGUACAGUAGCUGAAGUUUCUUCUCAGAAGAUGCUGCAAAAGAAUUCAAGCGCUGCAGCGCAAUUAGUUCGUGCGGCGGCAGUAAUACAGGAGUUGCCAGAAACUGUUUCGGACGUUCUUCUAGAUUCUCUCCCGGCAUUACCGUCUGGAAGCAGCAACUCGUCAAAGCUAGGUGGCAGCAGUGCCAACAGUGAUUCUUUUCUGGCUGAUUCGAUGCGUCCAGAUAAGCCCUCUGCUCCUCGUGCUUCGGGCAGUGCGCGAUUUCCAGUCGAGGAUGAAGCCCUUGAUUUGGCGAGAAGAGAACUAACAAAGAAAGCCAGGGCGAGGGUGGCCAUUGAUUUGGAAUUAAUGUUGCAAAACCUUUCAAUUGGAGAAGGUGGAUUUGCAUACACGGGGUCUUUUAGGAGACCUCGAGAAUCUUAUAGCCCACUAAAUACUUCGUCUCCUACUACUUCACGUAAAGGCUCAGUGUCAGAUGCAACAGAGUGCAUGCGUGGAAAAGUUGCUGAUGGCCCUGGUGCAUCAAGGGACGACACUGCUGUCAGCGGGUUAAAGUUCCUAAAAAGUAUUAACUUAGAUGGCUCAACAAAAACUUGGACUAAAGAUGCUAUUAAACAGCCAUUAACGGAUAGCGCUGAGAAGAAUUUUAAAAAAGAAGCAGUGGCUCUGUUCAAGGUUGUUCAAUGUUAUAUGGGGGACCGUAAAAGCAAACUCUCACCUAAUCAGCUGGCUUUGUCACUUUGCGAAGCGGGUUACAUGAAAGAACCUAUUGGAGAUGAGUUAUUUUGCCAGUUAAUAAAACAGUUAAGCGGGAACGAAAAGUAUGAUUCAAUUCGUCGUGGUUGGGAGCUUCUUGCAAUUUUUUUGACCUUUUUUAUUCCUCGUAACGAAGACGUAUUGAAAACUUUGACAGCAUUUAUUGAGCUUAAUUCGGACCGCUCUUCAGAUUCUUCUGAGAUUGGUGUUUCUCAGUACGCUAUUCAGUGCUCUCGACGGUUGCGAUCGGCGCAGGCAAAGCGGGAACCAAACAUGCAAAGGAUUCAAGAAUCUCGUGUACACAUAUUUAGCCCACCUCAGUUUUCUGCAUCUCUAGAGGAUUUAAUGGUUAUGCAAGCUGAAAAGUUUCCUGGAAGGAAAAUACCGUGGAUUGAAACAACAUUAAUAGAACUAAUCUUGUCUUCGGAUGGUGAACAUACUGAAGGGAUCUUCAGAGUUGCUGCCAAUCCAGACCACGUCAACACCGCGCGUUUACGAUUGGAUCGCGGUGUUGUUCCUGUAGUUCGUGAUGCUCAUGUACCAGCGUCUCUGCUAAAGCUGUGGCUGCGCUCUUUACCAGAUCCAGUUAUCCCUACUUCGCUUUACUCGAAGUGUUUAGAAAUAUCUGAACAGCCUUCUGAUUGCUGCCGUGUUGUUGAUUCUUUACCGAUUUUGAACCGUUUGGUUCUUGUAAAACUGUUAGAUUUGCUACAGCAAAUGGCGAGGGAAGAAGUUGUAAAAUUUACCAAAAUGGACAGUGGCAACUUAGCGUUGGUGAUAGCUCCUAAUAUUUUGCGAUGUGAUAGCGACGACCCGCGGGUUAUGUUUGAUAACGCAAGACGAGAGAUGUCGUUCUUAAAAAUGCUUAUUGGAAAUUACGAUGCAUCAUAUAUACAUGAUAUGCUCUAG